Molecule: messenger RNA, 6427 nt
Organism: Didymella exigua CBS 183.55
Lineage: Eukaryota; Fungi; Ascomycota; Dothideomycetes; Pleosporales; Didymellaceae
Product: ARM repeat-containing protein
Exons: 5
Coding region: 86-6196 (2036 amino acids)
Biological process (GO): intracellular protein localization; endocytosis; retrograde transport, endosome to Golgi
Cellular component (GO): Golgi apparatus; membrane; endocytic vesicle
Source: RefSeq, a predicted model, not a curated record
GCCAGCUCGCCCCGCCAUGUGCGCCAGCCGCUCAGUCCUACAUCCCGCCGACAUAUAGACAGGCCACGAGCCUACAAGACUUCGGAUGGCAGCCAACGGCAAUCAGUCGGCCCGGGAGGAUACUUCGAACCCCGAACUCGACGUCAAGAAGCUCCACGCGCUUCCUACCGAACAGCAAGACCUCUACCUCCUGACUUUCACGUCUGACCUUGCGCGCCAUGUCGACUCCCUCGAUGCCGACGGCGCCUCGGCGCAUCAGAUCUACAUAAAGAAAGAGCUGUUACAGGUCAUCAAUCUAGCCUCCCCCGCGCCCACGCGCGUUAUCCGAAACAACUUGGGACGAGCAUUCGCCGGCAUCUUUGGCAAGGGCGACCGCAAGCUUCUAUUCGAAUCCAUCAAUGAGUGCAACAGCAUCCUCAAUGGCGCGGGUAAGAGCGAGAAGGAUGUCAGGGCGAAGCACGCAGCCGCGCAUUGCUUGGGCAGCAUAUUCGAGGCUGCGGGAGACAGCGCUCAGAACCUUGCGCCUGUCGCCAUAAUGUCUCUGCUGCGUCUUGUCAAGUUUGCGCAGAACUACGCUGGGCUACGAGCGACCAUUUUCAAGGCCGUGGGCAGAAUAUUCAAGGGCAUUGCUCCCUCAGCAGAGGAGAACGUCGCAAGAGAUGCAUGGAAGCAGGCCCGAAAUGCUGCUUCUGGAGACAAGUCGCUGCUUGUGCAGUCAAGCGCGUGCUUCUGUCUCGAGCAGCUGGUCAAAUACACCACUCUUUUCGACAAUGCGACCGAUUUCGACAAGUUGCAAGCAGCAGCGUGGAAGGCUAUCGACAGCAGCUCAGCUACGCUCCGACAUGCCGCGGCAUCAGCUGUCGCAGCCGCACUGGUGAAGAACUACUCUGAGACUGCGACUGUUGAGGAUCCUAUCCCGGGCAUCACACGAGUGGGCACGGGCGCUACGAAGAAAAAGAACAAGAGGAUGUCCACGAUUGAUGGCGGUGACGAUGAUGUCGUGGAGCGUCCAGACUCUCCUGCACCCAAGAAAUCGGCCGCGAAGAUCACGUUCACCAUCUCAGCCAUCCUGAAGCUUCUCUCCACACAAUACUGCCGAACAUCGACGAGUUAUCGGGCGAGGGCUGGCAUCGCUGUCUGUUACAUGAAGAUGCUGCGCGGUCUAGGAGAGCAGAUUGUUGAGUCCAAGUACAACGAGAUUGCACGAAGUCUUUUCACCGACAUUCUGGGCAAUCACGUCAUUACACAGAAUCGGUACCGCACGCUCAGCGCUCGAAAGUACGUGGCCGUCAUCUUAGAGACUGUCCUUGCGCGCGAAAUGCUCGGCGAAUCCGGACAGCUUAAUGCCGCGAGAUUUCUCGUCAAUGAGGUUCUGAAGGACUACCCGCAAGCCCUGAAGGAGCGACCUGAGCCUUCGAAACAGACCCUCAUCGGAGCACUCAGCACUCUGUCAGCUCUCUUCGACAGCUUGCGAUCUGCUUCCAACGUCAUCGCCGAUUUGUCCCGGGACGCACUUAUUCAGAUCCUGCAGCACCCUAGCUACAGCGUGCAAGUGCAUGCAUCAUCUUGCCUACGGUCUUUCGUCCUUGCGUGUCCACUCCAACUUCUGCCAUCAGUCACAAUUUGUAUGAACAGCGUAAAUCGGGAGCUUAGUCUGCUUGGUACCGGGCGUCAGUCACCCCGGAAGUGUGUCGGUCUUGCAAACGGUCUCUCAGCGGUGCUGAGUACCUCAACUUCGCAGCCGUUGCAUGGAUCUGUGGAUGUGAACUCUCGAGUUUUGUCGCAAGCCACGACACUGCUAAAGUCAGCUGGCAACUCAGAUGUAAGAGUUUCAGCCACCCAGGUACAAGUUGCGUGGAUCCUGAUCGGUGGACUGAUGACCCUUGGGCCGAACUUCGUCAAGAUCCAUCUAUCACAGCUGCUCUUGCUAUGGAAGAACGCCUUACCGAAGCCUCUCAACAAAGACAACAUGGUGCAAAGAAAUGUUUUCGAGCUCAGCUACCUGUCUCAUGUACGAGAAUGUGCUUUGGGCUCAAUCUCGACAUUUCUCGAGUUCAACAGUAGGCUUCUCACCCUGGAUGUCACCAAGCGACUGGCUGCGAUGCUCCAGAACACAACUAUGUUUUUGAAUACGCUACCAGUCAAGAAGACCACCGACGACAUCUCGCAACGUUUGUCUCCUGCACUGCAGCUGCACGAUUUCGAUUUGAUGGUUCGGAGGAGGGUGCUGCAGUGCUACACCAAGCUUGUAGAUCUCACACCAGCAAGCAGUAAUGAGGUGUUGCUGCAGACCAACCUGCUUUCAUUUGCUGUCGCGAAUUUCGCUGACCCGGACAACUACACCACUAGCUCUUUCAGUACGGCCAUCGCAAGUGCUGCAGGCUCGUUCGAGAGCAUCUGGGAAGUAGCUGAUAAUCACGGCUUUGGAGUUACUGGUCUUGUUCGAGGCUUCGAUAUCAAGGCCUUACCUGGAGAGCACGACAGCAGUACUAGUCAUCACUGGUUGGUGAGGCAUGGCUCAGAAGCUAUCGUCGAUCGCACCCUACUCUCGCCGAUAUGUGGCGCCCGCGAGCACGAUUCGAUAUCACUCUAUAAUCCUUCUCGCGACCCGACCGAGCUUCCGGAUCCCCCAGCCACCGAGGUUGUGAACUCAGCUCUGCAACUCUUCGCAAUAUGCUUACCUUUGCAAACACCAAAAAUCCAGGAGAGUAUCUUGGAGCAGAUCACGUCUUUCCUGUCGGCAGGCAGCCUCCAACGCGACAUCAACAGGAAGACUGCCAUGAUGGUGAACAUCGCUUACGGUCUUUUGUCUGCGCUUAAGGUAGCUGUAAAGGAGACGCGCUCCGCAUCAGGAAGUCUGAAGGGAGUAGCGGUUGAGAAGGUUAUGCAGGAGCUUCUGCAUGUCUUUAUCAUCUUACCCGAUCCAUUUGUACGCAGGCUCGCUGGCGAGGCUCUAGGCCGCCUCUGCAACAGCUCGGGGAAUGCUCUGACCGGCACCGAGGUCAACUACCUAGUCGAUCAGAUUGUCACCAACCGUGAGCCGUUUGCUCGAUCAGGGUAUGCCUACGCAUUAGGCUGCAUCUUGUCCCAACUCGGUGGCAUGGCUGCCAGCUACCACCUCAAGAACAUUCUCGGGAUCCUUAUGUCUCUGGGCAACGAUCCCCACCCUAUCGUUCACUUUUCGGCUAUCGACAGUCUCUCCCGUGUUGCAGACAGUGCGGGCCUGUCUUUCUCCAGUCAUGUCACCGGAACUCUUGGUAUGCUGGCACAACUGUACGCAGCAGACUCUCAUAACGAGGAAGCGGCAUCGCUAGCCUCGUCAAACAUCGAGAUCGACCUGCCAACCCCAGCAGCAAUCGCCCGAUGCAUAGACAGCACCAUCAAUGUUCUUGGGCCGGAUCUUCAGGAGAUGGCUAAAGCACGAGACAUGAUCAUGACGCUGAUCAGCCUGUUUGAGCAAGAGCCAGAUGAGCUGGUUCGUAUUGAGGCGCUUCGAUGCCAAGAACACGUUUCUCUGUACGCACCUGGUCAAAUGAGAUUUACGGCCUACGUGAAGCAUCUGCAAUCGUCGUUGGAUAAUCCUUCCACCCAGAUUCGCGAUAUGGCUAUUGACGGCCUGCACAACCUGAUGAGACGCAAUACUGAGGAGAUCAUCCGUGUAGGCGAUCCUGGCCUGGAGGAUGCAUUGUGGCAUGUGCUUGACAGACAGCCUGAUCAUGAGGUUGUUCGAAACAUUCUGCGCAACUGGCUCCACCAGACUGGUCUGAUCGAUACUGCGGCGUGGGUCCAGCGGUGCCACUCAGUGCUCACAAAAACUAAGAAGGUCGAGACCCAGGAAGUGAUCGAGACCAAACCCAAAGCCGGCGCAACGGACUUGCAGGACGAGGAAGUCGCCGGCUUUGCUGCAGCCGCAAACGCACCUGGCGCAGAAGUUGGCCAGGGUGGGCAGACGAGUCAGGAACUACUCAAGUGGCAAGUACGAACCAUCGGCAUGGAUCUCUUGAGCGAGCUGGUCGCUAUGGUGAGCAAGGAAGCUGCCUUUCGUGAGGAAUCGCCUUGUGUACUCGCCCUGCAGCACAGAGUCGCAGAUGUCGUGCGCAUCGCCUUUUCAGCGUCGACUGCUGGUGUGGUCCAGCUUCGUAUUCGCGGUCUGAAGAUCAUCGAUCAAGUAUUGAAGCUCUUUGGCAAGACCCCAGAUCCCGACUUCGCAGAAGCUACUCUAUUGGAACAGUACCAAGCACAGAUCGGCUCGGCACUCACCCCAGCCUUUGCGGCAGAUUCAUCGCCUGAGCUUGCAGCAGAAGCGAUCAACGUAUGCGCAACAUUCAUCGCCACAGGUAUCGUCACAGAUGUAGAUCGUAUGGGUCGUAUUCUCAAGCUUCUCAUCGCGGCGCUCGAGAACUUUUCAAGCGAAAACGAGGCUGCUGCGAUCGGAGACCUGCGUGGUCUGAGCUCGAAUGCAGCAGUCAUGGUGAAGAUGUCUGUGUACUCGGCGUGGGCAGAACUUCAGAUUGCGAGCACCGAGCAGACAUACCUGGUCGAUGUCUUGAGACCGCAUAUUGCAAGACUGACUCCUUUGUGGCUUGCAUCGCUACGAGAGUACGCUCGCCUCCGCUUCGAGCCAGACAUCUCGUCUUCAAUGGGUUCUGCUUCACUUUCGGGCAGUCUCGACACCGUCUAUGCUGCGCUGAAUCGCGAGACCCUGCUGAAGUUCUACCAAGAAUCUUGGCUUAAUCUGGUAGAUGCCAUUGCCAGCCUGAUCGACGAAGACAGCGAGUUUGUUUUUGAUGCUCUUGAUGGCAAGACAGAGUUCUCAGAACCGCAAAUGCCGACUAAAGCAGACCAUAUCAACUACCGAGACGAGCCAGUGGCUUUCUUCUUCGUCCUGUUCGGGCUCGCUUUUGAGGCUCUAGCUGGACGUCCAGGUGAUUUACAAGCCUCCAAGGAGCAGAUUCUAGAGAUUCUGCAAGCUCUCAAGAAGAUCUUGCGGCCUUCAGUUUCAGGACAAGCCAUCUAUCAGGAAGUCAUCUUCUCUGAGACAAUGGACAUGCUGGAUCGCUUAGUGCUCACUGAGGGUCUGGCCGUACAAAGGGUCAUUGUGGAGAUCGCGCGAAACCUGUGUCUCGGUCACCCAUCUGCGCGGAGAGAUCGAGGAUCACCCGGCGACGAUCACCUCUCAGAAGACAUCGAUCAGUUGUUUGAACUUACGAAGAUCAUAGUACUGGUACUCUCUGGUCUGGUCCCUGGUCUCGAAGACAGCACUUCGAAGGCUCGUCAUGAGCUGAACGAGGAAGCCGUAGCCCUCUUGACGACCGCGUUAUCUGCGCUGGUCGACGCCGCUCAAGUAUUCCCAUCGAUCAUCAAGGCCGACUUGCAUGCCUGUAUACUCCAUAUCUUCGCCACCAUCUUCGGUACAGGAGCUUGCCAGGCGACAGUGGUGCCGCAGUCACUGCCCAUUUUCAAGCGCUUCGUAACGAGCUUGACCCGCGACGCCGAAGCCACGAGCGACACCAGCAAGCAACUGCGCGCAACACUGACACGCUUCCUGACCAUCAUGAGGCAUGCACAACAGCGAGAGUUCGACGCUGCACUCGCCUGCGAAAAGAACAUCAUCCUCGCAACGACCAUCCUCGUCAGCUCCGCAGCAUCCGCCUUCGCGCCCGAGGACCCACUCAUCAAGGUCUUUAUCGACAACCUCUUCGACUGCCUCGGCACCGUCACAACCUCCAAGGUCGCCGUCGGAUGCUGUCGCUCUCUCCUCCUUCUGCCCAAGAAAAGCGCGGUCGAGAUGAGCAUCGCAUCCCUCAUCCUCCCGCAAAUCCUCUCUUUCCUCGCAAACCCCUCCGACGUCGAAGGUCUCGAGGAGUCCCGCGCACUUCUCGCUCAGACCCUCGUUACUUUCAUCGCCUCCCUGAAGACGUCGGAGCAGAGACAACUCGCAGCCAAGAUCAUCAUCCCGGCGCUCCUUGCUAGGGUCCAGAAUGAUGCGGCGACGAGCCAGGAAUCGGCGGGCAGGUUAUUGGAGAUUGCACAGGCGGAUCAGGAGGCAUUUAGAGGCGUGGUUACGGGAUUGAGUGCGGAGCAGAGAGACUUCUUGCAGGGUGUGCUGAAGAGCGGGCAGGGGCCGAAAAAGGUCGAAAGGAGGGACGACGAGGGGGAGCCGACCAUUGCGUUGAAGAUGAACUUUGGGUCUUGAGUGGGAACUUGAGACGAGGUGGUAUUGUGGUAGGGGUGCUGUUUAAAAUAUACCCUGUUUUGUGCGCUUGCGUUACGUGUGUCGAGGUCGCGCGUGGAGUAUAGAGUGUCAUCUGUCUCGAAGUUCCUUCGUACUCAUUGCGGUUGCUUUUUUUUUGCUCUUCGAUUACCAUAGACACUCCAAGCAUGGAGGCGGUGACGGACACACGUACUAUGAAGCCCGAUGUCUGAG